This is a messenger RNA of Pogona vitticeps (central bearded dragon), 4316 nucleotides long. It is a transcript of the gene FANCB, whose product is annotated as FA complementation group B. Gene Ontology annotation, cellular component: Fanconi anaemia nuclear complex. The record is from RefSeq and is a predicted model, not a curated record. NCBI's taxonomy places the organism in Eukaryota, Metazoa, Chordata, Lepidosauria, Squamata, Agamidae. Gene Ontology annotation, biological process: replication-born double-strand break repair via sister chromatid exchange; negative regulation of double-strand break repair via homologous recombination; interstrand cross-link repair.
CUGUUUCCCGACGGACUUCUAUCCUCUCCUCAUACCCGCCCCCUUCAGUUAGUCGCGCCCUAUUGCUCUUGCCAUCGCCCAAUGACGUUCGGGUCGCUGCGUAACGUAGCCGAACCUCCCUCAUUUGCCCGUCGGCAUUUGGGUUCCCAGAAGCCCUUGCGUGGCGGGAGGUUUUGAGGUAGGAAAUCCCGCCGCUGUGGGUUUCUCUUAAUGGAGUUUUCGGGGAUAAGGAAGAAGUCCUGUUGUUAGGCUAACGUGGUGAUUUCUGUAAAUGAAACUUGCUUCGAAAUUGAGAAAAUACAUUUUGAUUCAAAUGCUAAAUUGAACAGACGAAUCUUCUGAAUGGAAAAAAAGGCCAAGUCUUCGUGUGAUGGAAAUGUUUUGAGGAAAAACAUGUUAAGCGAUAAACAAGAUAGAUUUUUAUCUUAUAAUGGGGAACUUCUCAUUUUCUGGAUGUCAAAAGGAAAAUCCUCACAGGGUGAUGAUACUGAAAUGAACAAAUUACACGUCAGACGAAUGAAUUUUAACACUGAUAGAAAAUUGUUUGUUGAAAUAUCCACUGCGUCAUUUAGUAUGUCUGGGGAAGGUAUUGAAAUUAUUCAUUGCAGCUGUGCAUCUUGCUUCAGGACUGGAAUUCUUUAUCCCGCUAUUCUAUUGAAAAAGAAAAAAAGAAAGAACAUUAAAUAUAUUUUACUCUUCCUUUACAACUUUAACCAAUUUGAGGUGGUUCUUCACUUUAAACUGGAUUAUGAACUCAGAGAACCAAUAAAAAUACUUGCUGGUCCAACAGUUUUAUGGAGUUGUGAAAAAAACAUUUUUUAUAUUUCUCCCCGAACGGAUACUAUUUUAUGUGCCCCUGUUAAAUUUUCUUCCAUCAAAUGGGCAGGCGAGAUUGAAGGCGAAGGCAUUGUAGUUUUUGGAACAAGAGCUGUUGGUUUGCCAGAGCAAAGGAGUGGACAAACUGUUUUCCAAUCAGAUGCACUUGUCUGGAAUAGUGAGUUUAUUUCCUAUGCAGUAGAGAAAGAGAAAAUGCUGACUAGUGCCAGUUUUCUGCCUCAUGCUUAUAGCAGUGUCAUCUCUUGUAUGCAUGUUUUCAAAGCUGAGUCCACAAGGAAUAAAUUUAGGACAUCAGUUAUUGCAGUCACGUGCAAAAGCCAGCUUGUUGUCUUCCAAGAUGGUCUACCUAAAGAUGUUCACCAGCUUCCAUAUGAGCAGCCUUGUUCGCUACAAAUAGUUGUGGUGGAAGGAAGCAGCCAGUUGGUGGUUGUGGCCUUUGCUUCAGGAGAUGUCUGUGCUCUAUGGAAACAUAAUCUUCAGGUGGCUUCUUGCUGGACAAAUGUGAGAUCUGUUCUGGUAGAUGAUUUUGCUGGCAUUGGAACUGAACAAAUCUUGAUCCUUCCAGAAAGUGAUACUAUUUCAGAAAGUUUGAAUGACUUCCAAAUAACAGAUUUGGGAAAGGUUAACUAUGUGACUAAAAUGCAUUCUGAAGAUGACUCAUCUUUUGCAGAAGAGCUACAAGAGAAUCGCUACCUUACUAUCAAAGCACUUGAAGCAAGAUUGCAGGCUGGCUUUGCUUCCCUUCGAGAAUUACAGCAGCAUUUAAAACUCAAAGAAAAGGUCCUGAUGGAAAGUUGUAGUGCAUUAAUCGACAUGGCUCAAGGUCGGACACAUAGACUUCCAAGUGCAAUGAAGGAAGGCCUUGUUUCUCUCUGGGAUGAAACAGAGACUGUGUUUGAUAAUGACAUAUCAACCCCAUGUGCCAGUGAAGAGCAACUGGUAGAAAAGCUGUGGUACCAUGUAGUGGAGGACAACUUAGUCGUUGGAGUACAGCUAAAGGAAGCGCUUGAUUUGCUACUCAGUGAUGUCACUUUAUCGCUGAUAAUGCAUCAGAAAUGCCCUUCAUUUUCUCCAACUAAGUGCAAAUGUAAUGCUGUUACUUUGAAGAAAGCUGCACUGGUAGAGUGUACAUCACAUUGGCAAGUGGAACCGCUGCCUAAAAGGGUCAAGUUAGAUUGCCAUAAUGGAAAAGAACACGAUGGAGGACCUUCUCAAGUGAACGCAGAGAGAAUAAAAACCUUCACUGCAGUCACCCACCUCUCCCCUUUCUUAGCAUUGCACCGAGUACACUGUACAGUAUUGCUGCAUGCAAAAAAGAAAAGUUGCAAUGAGGAAAAUCUGCUGAAAAACAAAAAACUGAAUUUAUUAUGUGGUAAUAUUUUCUUAAGUCUGGCAGAGAUUUCCAGAGGAAAAUACUCAAUAAAUCUGAAAGAUUUUAAAUAUACAGGCUCGAUGAUGGAUCUUGUUUCACUUUGUGCAGUAUCACAUAAGCUGUCACUGCAAAUAACUUCCCCCAACUGCACUCUGAAUCCCAUAAGCACAUGGUUACAGGAUCAAAUGGAGUGUGCACCAAUCAAGGAAUUUCCUGACCAUAUGAUAUGUUGUAGGUCUGGAGAUCUGAAUGGUACUCUUUUCAAGUGGAAUCUAAAUACCCCUUUUGAAGCAAUUUUAACAGUGUUUUGCAGACAUCAAACUAUCUUGCUCCAGUUUCUACACAACCUCAUUGGAUUGUUGCCACCCACUUGCAAAAUAAAACUCCUAAGGUGGGGCAGCAAGAAAGAAUUUGCUGAGCAGCUUGCACAAGCUUUGGUAAAGGAAAUGGCCACUCUUCAAAAUCCCUUCUCUUCAGGUCUUCAGGCUGAAAACAUGUCUCUGGAUUAUGGUGAGAACAAAGAAACAAACAGUAUCACAGCAGUUCAGCGCUUCAGAGAAACUUUUGAAGAGGAACAAAAGCAAAGUAAACUCUGUAUGAAUCAAACAAUGAGUAUUGCCUUAUACAGAAGACUUGUUUUAAAUGUACUUGAAUUACAGCUGAGGUCUGACAUGAUUUCAGGGCAGUGCUGCUCAUUCUUCUAAUGUCCUCGUGAAUUAUUUUUUCCUCAGAAGCUGUCACAUGAUAGUUGCAAUUAAUUCCUCUUUAGGAUGAAGGAAGCUUCUGUUUGGUCAUUGUGAUUUUGAAAGUAAUUGAAAAUUAUGUUGCAGUUUUUCAAAUAGCUGUGGAGGAAUAACGGCUUUGCCUGUGCAGAAGUAUACUCAUCAAUAUCUCUGCCAUCUGUCAUAACCCUAUAUUCAUACCCAUGCUAGUAAAUCUCCACCUAAAACAGCAUAAAAGGCAACCCCUGUAAAGGAAAAGAAUUUUCCUGACAGCACAUUGGAUUACACUCUGAACUCUCUGAUUUUGUGCCAUUUUCAAGAAUCAGACAGUAUUGUAUUUGAAGUAUUGCAGGCUUCUGUUUCUUCUACCCAAGACAGAUUUUUCUAAGGCUACAUUGCCUCUAGAAAAAUCUUUGUAGCAGUUGCCUUGUUAGAGUCACUACUAUGUAUCAUAGUACAAGAUAAUCUAAAGGGUUGUUGGUAUACACAGGUUAAAAUCCAGUAGAGUUGACCCAUUGAAUCAGUGGUGAUGUGCUGAAUCAACACCCAUGUAAGUUCCAUUGAUUCAAUGGCCAUACUCAUCCCAAAGCUGAUUAUUUCAGUGUCUCUGUUCUGUUUAGGGAUGAAAAGGUAAGGGGGCUUCUAUUGUCAUGAAUGGAGGUGUGUGGGGUUUUUAACCCAUGUCUCCCUGCACCCCAGUUGUAAGAUCAACCCCCCAGGAAUGGGGGGAAAAUGUCCCCCACCUGUGUGUGCUAGUUCGAGUCUAGAUUGGAGGUAUAUGGACUUACUAAAGUAGAAAAUAAAAUAAAAGGAUCAUAAACAAUACAUAUUUCAGGGCCAAAAUCCUGCUGUGUAACUGUGCAUGCCGAAGUCAGUAGUUGUAAUAAUGCUGAGACAGAAGUGCUGUCCAUGAGGUGCUUCUGCCAGCUGGUACAAAUGGUAUUGCCAGGGAUAUGUGACUGAUUGUGCAAUUGAAUAGUGCCAUUCCUUCUUCUUGGGCACAACAGCUGGCACACUUAUGUAGGAGUAAUAAGAUUUUGCCCAGUGUGUUAUGUAGUUUAAUUUGUAGGACAACCACUCUUUGUGUGUUUAAUUUUUUGUUUGAUGAGAUUGGCUGCUUAAUAUAAGCCAUUCUUCCAAUUUGUUAAUACAGGCUUACUUACCUUAAGCAAUGGAGACACCCAGUCCUGGUGAAACUUUUCUGUAAAGUUUCACUGUGAAGGUGGAACUGAAUAUUUUAUGCUAAACGGGGUUGCUGGGAUUAUGCAAGAAUUGUGUGAGUGGGAUGGCCCAUAGUUUUAAACUGCUGAAUGGUUGAAUAACACUUUUUUAUUAUCAUGUGACAUGUAGCUGGGUUUUUUUUUAUUUAUUGUAAGAACUGUAAA